AUGGACUGCAUAGUAGCGGCAUCUACUGGUGCCUUAAAAGGUAUAAAUUUGCGCGACAAUUCGUUCACAAACUUGCUGCCGAUUAAAACGUUAGUUCCAAAACAGGAUGAAAUUACCAGUAUGAUUUGGUCCGGCUCAGGACAGUCAGAAGUACUGGCGGCGUUACUGGACAGGCAGCUGAAGUUGUACGAUGCCAGUACGAGUACAUUCAACUCGCUGUACAGAAUUGAUGGGGGCGAAGGAGCUGUCCAAGGACUUCAUUCGAUUGAAGGGGGUAAAAAAGUUGUCUCCUGUGUGGAAUCUGGUCAUCUCAACGUAUGGGACGAAUCCGGAGAAAGUACCGCCGAUUGGGAGGCUGGUCCUGGUGUCAAAGUGAUGAGAGGAUGCAAUACUAGGAAGGAAGUUGUCACUGGAGGACUGAAAAAUCUCAUGAAAACCUGGGAUAUAGAAACUGGAAAAAGUGUGUGGUCUGCGCGGAAUGUGGGGAACAUUUUUUUGCUGGCUUUUGGCCGUAAGCGUAAAAGUAUUUUUGUGAACUUCAAGGUUCCGCUGGAUUUCCUUGGACUAGAGGUGCCUAUAGCCUGCACCGACGCUCGAUAUAUCGAUGACUCUGGUACUAUUAUAGAAGCUACAAAAGUUCAUGAGCUUCGCCUUUACGAUCCUCGUGCUCAACGUCGUCCAGUGAAAAAGAUUCCUUUCAUGGAUGUACCAAUAACUGCAGUCAGUAGAUGCUACAAGGAUAAUCAUGUUCUGGCUGCUAACUCCAUCGGCGAGAUGGGUCUGUUUGAUCUACGCAGCAAAGUUCAUCCCGUUUGUAAAUACAAAGGACAGGCAGGAGCAAUUCGUUCUAUUGAUGCUCAUCCAAGUGCCCCUUACGUCGCGACAUGUGGUAUAGAUCGUUUCGUCCGUGUGCAUGAUAUCGAUACGAGGAAGCUUGCACACAAGAUUGUACUUAUUCCGAUCAUGCAACUAGCGCAGUUAAACAACGUAGUGGAAGGCAAUUGUAUUGAGGCGAGCUCGUGGAUGGAAUUGAAGAAGGAGAUCAACUGCGACAGCGAUUCUGCUUCCGCAAGUGGCUCAGAUGAUGACGAGUCGGUAGAUGAGUGCAAUUGGGAGAAACUAGGUGUAAGCGAUGACGAUGAUCCGAUGAACAAUGGAACCUUAAGAAAGCGACGCGACGAAGAAGCUGCCUCCAUCGAAAAUGAAAGCUGCGGUGAUGAGCCUGCCUCCAAAAAGAGAAGAGUGACCAAGUCGAAGAAACGAAGAGAGGAACCGGAAGCGGCAAGAGGUGGAUUCAGACGAAGAGCCUCGGAAACGCAAAAGGGUUCCAAGGCCAGUGGUGUGUGCUUCGUGAUCGAUAAGUCAGUCGUUAUUGUUCUUUUGUUUGCACUCCCCUCGCACUGCCAAAUGGCCCCAUUCGGUGAAAUAGGUUGUAUUGCUGGAAUCCUGUGUUUUCUUCUUUCGGGACAAGGGAUGGCAUUUAUCUAG
Messenger RNA from Cooperia oncophora, 1488 nucleotides. The record is from the annotation of a GenBank genome assembly. Lineage: Eukaryota; Metazoa; Nematoda; Chromadorea; Rhabditida; Trichostrongylidae.